ACAAGAUGACGUCUCCAAAGUUGGUCUUUUAUCUGACGUGUUUGUUCUUGGGAAAAAUCGCUCAGACGACUGAUCUGAAACUAUCUUCAAGUGUUCGUCAAGAUAAACGUUUUAUAUCAGCUAAGGUUGGAGAAAAUGUGACUUUGCGAUGCUUCUAUAAAGCUGGUGAUACAAGUUGGAUUUACUGGUACAAACAAACUCUGGGACAGAAACUGAGGCUCAUCUCUUCCGCUUAUCUGUAUGAUGCAAGUCCCACUUUUUAUGAUGAAUUCAACAACAAGUCACGCUUUACACAGGAUAGAGGAAAUAGUACAAAUCAGUUGACAAUUUCAAAUGUGCACAUUGCCGACUCAGCUACCUACUACUGUGCAAUUUUCUCAAAAUUUGUCUUCGAUUUUGCGGAAGGCUCUUUUAUCGAUGUUCAGGGUUCAGGUUUGAACAUCACAGCUUCAGUCCAUCAGUCAGAAUCUGAGAUCAUCCAGUCAGGAGACUCUGUGACUCUGAACUGUACAGUACACACUGGCAGCUGUGAUGGAGAACACAGUGUUUACUGGUUCAAAAACUCUGAGCACUCUCCAGGACUCAUUUACACCCGUGAAGGCAGGAAUGAUCAGUGUGAGAGGAAACCCAACACACAGACACACACCUGUGUGUACAACCUGCCAAUGGAGAGCCUGAAUCCUUCUCAUGCUGGGACCUACUACUGUGCUGUUGCCUCGUGUGGACAUAUACUGUUUGGAAAUGGGACCAAGCUGGACUUUGAAGAUGAGGUUGACUCUCUUGUGUAUUUCUUGAGUGGAGCUUUGGCGUUCAACUCCAUUCUGGUCGUUUUACUGGCUUUCUUAGUGUACAAGAUGAAAAAGAGAAACAACUGUCAAUCAACAGAGUCUGAAGCAAGAUUAUCUACAGCAAAUACAGAGGGUCCCCGGAACGCAGACAGCCUCCAUUAUUCUGCUUUAAGGGUCAAUGUGCCCAACAGAAUAAGACGACAGAGGAACAUCCCCAAUGAUGAAUGUGUGUACUCUGGUGUCAAGCUGUAGACAAACCAUGUUUCAUUACUUAUGUUUAACAAAAUUGGAUUUAGUCAUGUUUUAAAAGUAACACGGUAAUGUAUAAGUAAUGAAGAGAUACAUUUGUGUAUAUCUUAUUGGUUUGCAGUGUAAAAGAUGCAGCAAAGAACGUAUUUACACCUCAUGAAUUAUCCCCCGUGCCAAAAGUCCUGAUGCCCCUCAUGUAGUAUGCUGGAUUGACAAGACCGCUUUUCACAUCUUGGCGAUGUAGUUAAUAUUGGACGGUUUUUGAUGAUACAAACAAGUUUUCCUUAACCCCUUAAAAACGUUGCCAAAUGCUGAACAUAUGAUUUUUUAUACUAAUCAUACCUUAGUUUCAUUCAUACAUAUUUUGGACAACGCAAUAAUUGUGUGCAUUCUUAUGUCCUUUGUAUGUCAUGUCAUGUCAUGAUCACAAGGGGCUAAUUUAUUAAAUGGACUGUUUGAUCUUGAGACAAAUAUAUAAUGAGCAUGUGUGUUCACUUCCUCAAAGGCCAUAUCUCAGUUUUAAACAAUCUUCAGACCAAUUUUUAUACAUUUUUAGAUUGUUCUAAACCCCAAAAAACUAAUUGUGUAUAUUUCAAAAGAGUGCGGGCGGAACUUUGACGUUCAUUCUCAGAACCAUACCUCAAUGAAAAUCUAAAAGCUAUAGUAUGGAAUUAAAACAAAGGAGUUCAGUUAUAUAUGAGAUUGAUCGACAAAACAGAGUCUGAACAGAAAAGAAGAACUUAAAUACAAACUAAUCAGA
Messenger RNA from Trematomus bernacchii (emerald rockcod), 1797 nucleotides. RefSeq lists its product as uncharacterized. NCBI's taxonomy places the organism in Eukaryota, Metazoa, Chordata, Actinopteri, Perciformes, Nototheniidae. Gene Ontology annotation, biological process: response to bacterium. The record is from RefSeq and is a predicted model, not a curated record. The transcript has 5 exons. The coding region runs from base 6 to 1040 and encodes 344 amino acids.